This is a messenger RNA of Aspergillus vadensis CBS 113365, 2655 nucleotides long. Its product is annotated as transferase. The coding region runs from base 1 to 2655 and encodes 884 amino acids. Gene Ontology annotation, cellular component: endoplasmic reticulum membrane. The record is from RefSeq and is a predicted model, not a curated record. Lineage: Eukaryota; Fungi; Ascomycota; Eurotiomycetes; Eurotiales; Aspergillaceae. Gene Ontology annotation, biological process: GPI anchor biosynthetic process. The transcript is spliced from 9 exons.
AUGGAUGCUAUUAGGCGAGCAAAGAUGAUACUACUUUUUUCGAACGUCGGCAUUGUUCUGAGCGUUGUAGUUUUCAUGGCCGGGUACUUCAGUCCUCCUCAGAAGCUGCCAAUUGAAAAUGACCUUGAGCAGACUGGGUUGCAAGGAGCUGGAGAGGAGGGACGUUAUUCUCAGCAGCCUGCGCCCUUCGACAAAGUCGUCUUUAUGGUUAUUGAUGCGCUACGCAGUGACUUUGUCUACGAAGAGGACUCGGGCUUCGGCUUUACACAGAGUCUCAUAAGAUCCGGGUCCGCAAUUCCAUUCACUGCACUCGCUGCCCCGCCAACCCUAACUCUGUCACGGAUCAAAGCCAUGACCCAGGGAAGCGGGCAAUCCUUCCUCGACGCAUGGCUCAAUGUCAUGCAUUCCGCCGAUGCGAGACGGCUCGUCGGAGAGGAUACAUGGCUGUCUCGCUUCAAGGCGGAGUGUGUACCGGAAAAGAAGAUGGUCUAUUAUGGCAUCGACAUGUGGUGUAUGUUGUACCCGGAGAUAUGGGACCGGUAUGAAACAGUGGACUCGUUUUAUUUACCGAAUUUCAGCGAAGUCGAUAGCAACGUUACGAAGGGAUUAACAUCCGAACUCGACAAAGAUGACUGGAAGGGGUUGGUUCUGCAUUACCUCGGCCUCGAUAAUGCCGCUCACUUUGGGGGCGCUGGGAGCUCGAUUGUGAGAGCAAAGCAAGUUGAAAUGGACGAUGUGGUCCGCCAGAUAUACAACGCACUGGAGGAUCUGCCCAGUCACGCCAACACUCUAUUUGUCCUAGCUGGCGACCAUGGGAUGACGGACAAUGGCAACCACGGAGGUGACACACCAGCCGAGAUUGCUUCUGCGCUGCUCUUCAUCUCGCCCAAGUUCGAAACUCUCGGCAACACAUUCACGAGUCCUCAGCCGAACAAUCCAGAGUUUACCUACUAUUCUGUUGUUGACCAAGUUGACAUUGUCCCCACGUUGGGAGCACUCCUGGGCUUCUCGAUCCCCACCGGAAGUGUGGGAGUUUUUAUCAAGCAGUUGCUCGCACUUUUCCCGGAAGUCAGUCAACAGGUGCAAGUCCUGAUGCGCAAUGCGCGACAGAUGGUCAAUCUGCUGUUCUUGAAGAAUAAAAUGGGGGCUUCAAUGCGUCUGGAACUGUGCGACAGUAACUGCCAUUGCGGUUCCGAUAGAGCUCGUCGUGUUCUGUGCCUAUGGGAACGGCUGAAUGCCGAAGCCUCGGCGACAGUGCAGAGUGAGGAUUCCAAUAUGCACAGUUUAGACUUGCUACAGGAGAUUUGCUUUGACGCCCAGCAAGCUCUUGGCGUGGCACACAAUAAUCUCAACAUGCGUCGCAUGGCCACAGGCAUAGGCCUUUUAUUUCUGGUGGUCAUCUCUCUACUUUCAUCAUUGAGCUUUCGGAAAAGCGAGCAGAGUGAUCUUCAUCGGUUGAUGCCCGGAGCCGUCGUACUUUUCCAUGGCAUCACAAUGUUCUCUAGUCGCCUAGUGGAAGAGGAGCACCUUUUUUGGUAUUGGACAUCUCUAGCAUGGUUUGUAUAUCUGGCCCUCAAAUGGUUACCAACAGCGACAAGCAAGGCUGGCGCAAUCUUUGUGCCUCUUCUUCACAUUGUCGGCCAAAGCUUGAAUCCAGCUGGGGAAACCUCUUGGGGAGCCGGCAAAUACCUGCACGGCUUCCUCGAUAAUAGUCCAGUAUGGCUCUGGAUCCUGGCAGCGGGUGCACAUGUACUGGCCGUGCGAACGUUAUCCGAAGCUAUCGGCGUCGCCGUCGGGGUCGGAAAAUACGCCUCAAUGUUCGGUGCGUGCUUGGUGUGCGGCUUGACGGUGUUUUUCAAGAUAUGCUCGACACAUACCUUCAACCCAGAGCUCUUGGAAUUUUUGCCUCCAUGGCUCCAGUCAACCUUUAACGAGGAUGUUGGAAACCAGGCCCUUUGGUCAUUGUGGAGUGGACUACUGGCUCUAUGCAUCGUCUUGCUUGUCCGCCGUCGUGCAGGGACUAUCAACGUGAGCCAAGCGACUAGUCGAGCUAUUCUUGUUGGAAUUGUCGAGCUCGUAAAUGUAUAUCUGCGCGCACAAGCACGACCAAAGAGUCUCAUCCUCUUCCUAAUCUUCGACCUGCAAUUGCAAUGGCUCCUGUCGGCAUCCUCAAAAGCCCAGACAGACGCCUCCACAGUAUCCCUCACGGUCCUCCUCCUCACCCAAAGCGCCUUCUUCUCUGGCGGCCGCAGCAACUCCCUCGCCUCAUUAGAUAUGAUGAACGGGUACAACGGCAUCUCGCAUACUGACAGCAUGUUGAAUGUUAUCCUCGUCUCGCUCCAGACCAUUCUAAGUAAUUGGCUUGGUCCGGUAUGGUGGUCGCUCGCUGGGCUGCGGCUCCUAAGCGAAGCAACCGCAUCAAAGAACCGUGACGCAAGGGUGCAAUGCUUUCUAGAGUAUUGUACAUACCAAGCACUCUAUUCGGCAGUCAGUUCUCUUGCCGUUAUGAUGUCAUGUCUUUGGUGGCGUGAUGAUGGUGUCCUGUGGACGGUGCUCGCACCGAAGUAUGUCAAUGUUGCGCUUUGGGCUGGAUUCCACCAGUUGCUGGUUAAUGGGCUUUUGGGCAUGGCAUUGUGGUUUGGCAUUGUGGUGUAG